AUGUUUCUCACUAGUCUCUAUGCUCUUCGUCAAUACUUUCGACAGCCACCAAAAGAAGAAGCCUAUCGACGUCAACAACUUGAAGUGAAGUUCUUGAUCCUUAUUCAACAGUACAUUUUUCCACCUGCGAUGAUGGCACUUGUACAUGCAUUACAAAGUAAAAUGUUUGCAUUUGAAAAAACUAUUCUUUCCGAUGCAUUGUUACAUCUUCUCCGUGAAUUUUGUCCAGAAGACAUUGAACAAACUCUGCUGGGUACUUUCAUGCCUAAUCUAAUUUGUUGGUUAUUUGAACAAUGCAUUGACAUAGAUAGUAAGGUCCUUCCAUGUACUACUUACGAUCUUGGUCGUUGUAUUAAGGACGAGGAAAACUACCAUAUUGACGACUCUGCGACGAAAGUUAGCCCAGAUGAAGAUUCAAAAAUUGUUUUUCAGCAACGUGCUCAAGAACAACAACAAGCAAAUGAAUUACAUCAAGAAACUGUUUAUGUUGUUUAUAUCAAAGAGAUUGGUGAAUUAUCAGUAAAAUUGAACUAG
This is a messenger RNA of Rotaria sp. Silwood2, 534 nucleotides long. The record is from the annotation of a GenBank genome assembly. NCBI's taxonomy places the organism in Eukaryota, Metazoa, Rotifera, Eurotatoria, Philodinida, Philodinidae.